Aureobasidium subglaciale EXF-2481 is the source of this 6420-nucleotide messenger RNA. RefSeq lists its product as uncharacterized. The record is from RefSeq and is a predicted model, not a curated record. The transcript is spliced from 2 exons. Lineage: Eukaryota; Fungi; Ascomycota; Dothideomycetes; Dothideales; Saccotheciaceae. Gene Ontology annotation, molecular function: iron-sulfur cluster binding; iron ion binding; glutamate synthase (NADH) activity. The coding region runs from base 1 to 6420 and encodes 2139 amino acids.
AUGGGUCGAGUGUCUUUCGAAGACCCAGUUGAGAACACCAUCAUCGAGGAAGAUGAACCUGUAAACAUCUACCCGUAUGAGAACACGCCAGAGAACAAGUCAUGGGCUGGUGCACUUCCAGUGAAGCAGGGUCUCUACGACCCUGAGCUUGAGAAGGAUGCCUGUGGUGUCGGCUUUGCUGCCCACAUCAAGGGUGUCGCCAGUCACAAGAUCGUCAGCGAUGCAAAAAACCUACUCUGUAACAUGACACAUCGUGGUGCUGUUGGUUCAGAUGCACGCGAUGGUGAUGGUGCAGGUGUCAUGACAUCCAUCCCCCACAAGUUUUUCGUAAAGGAGUUUGGAAAAGAGCAAGGUUACACAUUGCCCAAGCAAGGACAGUACGCCGCCGGUAACAUUUUCUUCAAGCCUGAUACCGAGGUGCUGAAAGAGACAUUGGACACAUUCGAGGAGGUGGCAGACAGCCUUGACUUGCGAGUCUUGGGAUGGCGUGAGGUGCCUCGCGACUCUUCGUUGCUCGGUCCCGCAGCUGCCUCUAGAGAACCCAUUAUCCUACAGCCCUUUGUCGUCUUGAAGUCCGCAUACGGUGAUGCCAAAGCACCCAAGGAGUCCUUCGAGUCCGAAUUUGACGAACCCUACUUCGAGCGCCAGCUUUACGUGCUGCGCAAGCGUGUCACUCACGUCAUCGGCCUGCACAACUGGUUCUAUCUCUGUUCCUUGAGCAACAAGAACAUUGUCUACAAGGGUCAACUUUCUCCUGUCCAGGUCUACGAGUACUACUUCGAUCUGGUCAACGUCGAUUACGAGGGUCAUUUCGCCCUGGUCCAUUCUCGUUUCUCCACAAACACAUUCCCCUCGUGGGACAGAGCACAGCCCCUGAGAUGGGCAGCUCACAACGGAGAGAUCAAUACUCUUCGUGGUAACAAGAACUGGAUGCGCGCAAGAGAGGGCUUGAUGAAGUCCGACUUGUUUGGCGACGAGCUGGAGAUGCUUCUGCCCAUCAUUGAAGAUGGCGGUUCCGACUCCGCCGCAUUCGACAACGUUCUCGAACUCCUUACUAUCAACGGUGUCUUGUCUCUCCCCGAGGCAGUAAUGCUGAUGGUGCCCGAGGCAUGGCAGGGUAACCGCGCUAUGGACCCCGCAAAGCAGGCUUUCUACGAGUGGGCAGCCUGUAUGAUGGAGCCCUGGGAUGGCCCUGCUCUUUUCACAUUUGCUGACGGCAGAUACUGUGGCGCCAAUCUCGACAGAAACGGUCUUCGUCCUUGCAGAUACUACAUUACUGACGAUGACCGCAUUGUUUGCGCUUCCGAAGUCGGCACUAUCGCUAUUGAGCCCGAAAAGGUUGUGCAGAAGGGUCGCCUCCAGCCCGGAAAAAUGCUUCUGGUUGACACUGUUGCUGGUCGCAUCGUCGACGAUGCUGAGUUGAAGCAGACUGUCUCAAAGCGCAAGGAUUUCCAGAGCUGGAUCAGUAGCCAGCUUAUCACUAUGCCCGCCAUUUACGACAAGCUUAGCGAAAAGGGUGCCGACCUUGGCUUCACACUGUCCGAGACCAGAGUCCAGGAAGAUCCGCGACUCAAGGCCUUCGGCUAUUCUCUCGAGCAGGUCAGCCUGUUGCUCGGUCCUAUGGCCGCCGACUCCAAGGAAGCCCUUGGAUCCAUGGGUAACGAUGCCCCGUUGGCAUGUCUUGCACAGCAGCCUCGUCUGCUCUAUGAGUACUUCAGACAGCUUUUCGCCCAGGUCACCAACCCUCCCAUCGAUCCUAUUAGAGAAGCGGUGGUCAUGUCGCUCGAAGCCUACGUUGGUCCCCAGGGCAAUUUGCUUGAGAUGAGCCCUUCCCAAUGCCACCGUCUUUUGCUGCCUUCCCCCCUUCUCUCAAUCGAGGAGUUCAACGCCUUGAGCCAGAUCUCGCAGCUCCACCGCGACUGGAAUGUUCACACCGUCGACAUCACCUUCCCCAAGAAGGAGGGUAUCCAAGGUUACCUUGACGCCCUUGACCGCAUCUGCGACCAGGCCGCUGAAGCUAUCGAGAAGAACGACAAAAUCAUCGUUCUGUCUGACCGCGCCACCUCGGCCGACCGUGUCGCAGUCUCUGCCGUUCUUGCUACUGGUAUGGUCCACCACCAUCUUGUUCGCAACAAGUGGCGUUCUCAGGUCGCCUUGGUUGUCGAGACUGCCGAAGCUCGCGAGGUCCAUCACAUGUGUGUCCUCGUCGGUUAUGGUGCCGAUGGUAUUUGCCCCUACCUGGCUAUCGAAUGUAUCAUGAAGAUGGCUCGUGAGGGUCUGAUCAGAAAGAAGCUCAGCCCUGAGCAGCUCAUUGACAACUACAAGCACUCUCUGGAUGGUGGUAUUCUGAAGGUCAUGUCCAAGAUGGGUAUUUCCACUCUCCAGAGUUACAAGGGAGCUCAGAUCUUCGAGGCUCUUGGUAUCGACGAUUCUGUUGUCGACCGCUGCUUUACUGGUACUGCUACCCGUAUCAAGGGUAUGACCUUCGAGCUCAUUGCUCAGGAUGCAUUCGCUCUUCACGAGAAGGGCUACCCAAGCCGUAACAUUCUGGAGAUUCCUGGUCUUGCUGAGACUGGUGAGUACCAUUGGCGCGACGGUGGUGAGCCCCACGUCAACGACCCCACCUCCAUCGCCAACAUCCAGGAUGCUGUCCGUACCAAGAACGACAAGUCCUAUGAGGCUUACUCCAGAUCUGAAUACGAGCAGAUCAAGAACUGUACGCUCCGUGGUCUCCUCGACUUCGACUUUGAGGAUCGUGCUUCUGUUCCCAUCGACCAGGUCGAGCCAUGGACUGAGAUUGUCCGCAGAUUCGUGACUGGUGCCAUGUCCUAUGGAUCUAUCUCAAUGGAGUCGCACUCUACCCUUGCUGUUGCCAUGAACAGAUUGGGCGGCAAGUCCAACACUGGAGAGGGUGGCGAAGAUCCCGAGCGCAGUCUGCGCAUGGACAACGGUGACACUAUGCGCUCUGCCAUCAAGCAGAUUGCUUCCGGUCGCUUCGGUGUCACCAGCGCAUACCUUGCCGAUGCCGAUGAGCUUCAGAUCAAGAUGGCUCAAGGUGCUAAGCCUGGUGAAGGUGGUGAGCUUCCUGGACACAAGGUGUCUGGACCUAUCGCUCGCACUCGCCACUCCACUCCAGGUGUCGGUCUCAUCUCUCCUCCUCCCCACCACGAUAUUUACUCCAUCGAGGAUCUGAAGCAGCUCAUCUAUGAUUUGAAGUGCUCCAACCCUCGCUCCCGUGUCUCGGUCAAGCUUGUUUCGGAGACUGGUGUCGGCAUUGUCGCUUCGGGUGUCGCAAAGGCCAGAGCCGACCACAUUCUGAUCUCAGGUCACGACGGUGGUACCGGUGCCUCCAGAUGGACUGGUAUCAAGUACGCUGGUCUGCCCUGGGAGCUAGGUCUUGCCGAGACUCAUCAGACUCUGGUCUUGAACGACCUUCGUGGCCGUGUCAUUGUCCAGACUGAUGGUCAACUUCGUACCGGUCGCGAUGUCGCCAUCGCUUGUUUGCUCGGUGCUGAAGAGUGGGGCUUUGCCACUACUCCCCUUAUCGCCAUGGGAUGUAUCAUGAUGAGAAAAUGCCAUUUAAACACGUGCCCUGUCGGUAUUGCUACCCAGGAUCCCGAGCUUAGAAGCAAGUUCAAGGGUACCCCCGAACAUGUCAUCAACUUUUUCUACUACGUUGCAAACGAGCUUCGUGCCAUCAUGGCCAAGCUUGGAUUCCGCACCAUUAACGAGAUGGUCGGUCGUACUGAGGUCCUUCGCGUCCGCGACGAUCUUCGCAACGCAAAGACCGAGAACAUCGAUCUUUCUUUGAUCUUGACACCCGCCCACACUCUUCGCUCUGGUGUUGCCACCUACAACGUUCGCAAGCAGGAUCACAAGCUUCACGUCCGUCUGGACAACAAGCUCAUUUCUGAGUCUGAGUUGGCACUUGAGAAGGGCCACCCCUGCCGCAUUGAGUGUGACGUCGUCAACACAGACCGUGCUCUGGGUGCUACACUCUCAUACCAGGUUAGUAAACGCUACGGUGAGAAGGGUCUGCCCACUGAUACCAUCCACGCCAACAUCCGUGGCUCUGCCGGUCAGUCCUUUGGUGCCUUCCUUGCCCCUGGUAUCACUCUUGAACUCGAGGGUGACUGCAACGAUUAUGUCGGUAAGGGUCUGUCUGGUGGUCGUCUGAUCGUCUACCCUCCCAGAAAUGCAGUCUUUAAGGCUGAAGAGAACGUCAUUGUUGGUAACACCUGCCUCUACGGUGCUACUAGUGGUCAAGCCUUCUUCCGUGGUAUGGGUGCUGAGCGUUUCGCCGUCAGAAACUCCGGUGCCACUGCCGUAGUUGAGGGUGUCGGUGAUCACGGUUGUGAGUACAUGACUGGUGGUCGUGUCCUCAUUCUUGGACCUACUGGUAGAAACUUCGCUGCUGGUAUGUCUGGUGGUAUCGCUUACGUCCUUGAUAUGCAGCGCGACUUUGAGGGCAAGGUCAACCAGGAGAUGGUUGAGCUUUCUCCUCUUGAGGACCCUGCUGAGAUCGCUUUCGUCCGCGGUCUCAUUGAGGAUCAUCACCACUACACCGGCUCCGAGCUCGCUGCACGUGUUCUUCUUGACUUCUCGCGUGCCCUGCACCGCUUUGUCAAGGUCUUGCCCACUGAUUACAAGCGUGUCAUGGAAGAGGAGGCCAAGAAGGCUGCCGAGACCAAGAGAGCCCAGUACCCUCUCCCCAUCAUGCCUGGCAACGCUGUGCGCUCUCUCCACGAGGACUCUCAGAAGAAGCAACAUGAGGCUGAGGCUCACCAGAAGAAGAAGGAUGACCUUCUCGAUAUCGAGGAGAGUGUCACAGACGGAAAGGCUGAGAAGAAGCGUUCGGCUCUUGUCCUUGACAAGACUCGCGGGUUUAUGAAGUACCAGCGUCGCUCUGAGAAGUACCGCAGCUCAAAGACCAGAACUCGCGACUGGCAGGAGUUGUCUCAGCGUCUGAACGAGGACGAGCUCAAGUACCAGGCUGCCCGUUGCAUGGAUUGUGGUGUACCCUUCUGUCAGUCGGAUACUGGAUGCCCUAUCUCCAACAUCAUCCCUAAAUGGAACGAGCUGCUCUUCCAAGGCCAGUGGAAGGACGCCUUGAACAGGCUUCUCAUGACCAACAACUUCCCAGAGUUCACUGGUCGCGUUUGUCCUGCUCCUUGCGAGGGUGCUUGCGUUCUUGGCAUCAACGAGGACCCCGUAGGCAUCAAGUCCAUCGAGUGCGCCAUCAUUGACCGUGGUUUCGAGAUGGGCUGGAUGGUUCCUUCUCCUCCCCAGGUCCGCAGCGGCAAGACCGUCGCUAUUGUUGGUUCCGGUCCUGCUGGUAUGGCUGCUGCUGACCAGCUCAACAAGGCUGGCCAUAGCGUCACCGUUUACGAGAGAGCUGAUCGCAUCGGUGGUCUUCUCAUGUACGGUAUUCCCAACAUGAAGCUCGACAAGAACGUCGUUCAGCGCCGUGUUGAUUUCCUGGCUGCCGAGGGCAUCAACUUCGUGACUGGCGUGUCAGUUGGUGAAGGUGAUGUCACUCUUGAGUCGCUCAGAGCCGAAAACGAUGCUGUCGUCCUCGCUACUGGUGCCACUGUCGCUAGAGACUUACCCAUUCCUGGACGUAACCUCGACGGCAUUCACUUCGCCAUGCAGUUCUUGCACAAGAACACCAAGUCUCUGCUUGACUCCGGUCUUUCUGACGGCGAGUAUAUCUCUGCCAAGGACAAGCACGUUGUUGUCAUUGGUGGUGGUGACACUGGUAACGACUGUAUCGGUACUUCCGUCCGUCACGGCGCCAAGUCUGUUGUCAACUUCGAACUGCUUCCUCAGCCUCCCACUGAGCGUGCUAGUGACAACCCUUGGCCUCAGUGGCCCCGCAUCUACCGUGUUGACUACGGUCACUCCGAGGUGAAGACCCACAUGGGUAAGGACCCUCGUGAGUACUGUAUCCUUUCGAAGGAAUUUGUCGAUGACGGCACCGGCAAGGUCAAGGGCAUCAACACUGUGCGUGUCGAGUGGACCAAGAGCGCUUCCGGUGGUUGGGACAUGAAGCAGGUCGAGGGCAGCGAAGAAUUCUUCCCUGCUGACAUUGUCAUGCUCUCCAUGGGUUUCCUCGGCCCCGAGGCUCGUGUUCUCGGCGAUGAUAUUGAGAAGGAUGCUCGCAAGAACGUCAAAACUCCUCCUGGCAAAUACAACACCAACCUCCCUGGUGUCUUUGCCGCUGGCGAUUGCCGUCGCGGUCAGUCUCUGAUCGUUUGGGGUAUCAACGAAGGUCGUAUGGCCGCUCGUGACGUCGACUCCUUCCUCACUGGUAUGGGAACUCAACUCCCCGUCACUGGUGGUAUCGUCAAGAGCCCUCCUUACGAGUUUCUUCACAAGCCCAAGGAUGCUCCCGUAGAGCUCGUUGCUGCUGCCUCCUAG